AGCAUGUAAACUACUCUAGUUCCUUGAUCACAUUUUCUUUUUGUUGAUUGUUCUGUCGUUGUGGUUGAGGUUAGCUUCCUUUUCCUCGGCUCCUCGUGUCUCGUGUCAACAGUUUGGAGUCGUUGAUCGUCUGAAUAAGUUAUAUUAACGAUACGACCAUGGCAGAUGUUGAAGUUAAAACUGAGAAUGUUGGCGACGGUGAUGAUGCUAAAGAAAAAACGAAUGGUGUUGACAGUGAGGUUUGCAAGAAAACAACGUCAUUAACCGGAGAAGAGUUAGAGAAAAGGAUAGUUCGACAAAUCGAGCACUAUUUUGGUGACUACAAUCUUCCUCGAGAUAAAUUCCUGCAACAAGAAAUCAAGGUCGACGAUGGCUGGAUACCAGUUGAGACACUCAUCAAAUUCAACAGACUCGCCAAGUUGUCAACCAAUAUUCCUUUUAUUGCUGAGUGUGUUGCAAAGUCGUCGUCCGAACUAAUCGAGGUUAAUGAAGAGAAGACCAAAAUCAGACGCAAUUCAAGUAAAGUUCUGCCAGAGAUGAAUGAAGCUCGUAGAACUGAAAUAGUAAAACGGACAUUAUACAUAAAAGGAUUUCCAAGUGACUGUCAGCUAGAUGAAGUAGAAGAUUUCCUUGCUCAAUAUGGAACAGUCGAUAAUAUUGUGAUGAGAAGAUACCAAGACAAGGCAACAAAGCAAUGGAUUUUCAAAGGAUCAGUAUUUGCUGUAUUCCCGAACGUUGAGGAAGGUCAAAAAGUUCUUGACUUGAAAACUCUGAAGUAUAAUGAUCAGGAGCUCAUUAUGAAGUGGCAGACUCAGUACAUCAACGACCAACGGAAUGAGAGGCUAGCUAAGAAAAUGGAAGAAAAGUGUAAAAAGAGAAGCAAGCGAGAUGAAGGUGGAGAGGAUGAGGAUAGCAAAAAUGACAGGGAUGAAUUGGCCAAGGGGUCGGUUCUGCAUAUUUCCGACUGCCCUGACCAACUCACCCGUGAAGAUAUCAAGGCCAAGAUUGAAGAAUUCGGUUUCGCAAUUGCAUUCAUCGAUUAUGCCAAAGGAAAUCCAGAAGGACACAUUAGGUUACAAGAAUCUGGCGUUGCCAAACAGGUGAUAGAAAAGUUGGAAGACGACAAAUUGGAGUUUCAUGGGAAAAAGGUCAGCUUCCGGGCUCUUGAGGGCGAUGAAGAAGUAGAAUUCCUGAAUAAAGUCAAGUCUGAAAUGGCGAGGAAAAGGAACUUCUCGAAGAACCAGCACAGGCGACGAGGGGGUGGCAGGCGAGACGGUGGCGGCUCCUACUUCCAUAGGAAACGAAGGGGAAGUCCGAAUAAGGACGAUCACAGCUCGCCACAGAAGAAAGUUAAAGUGGAGUCUUCAUGAGCACUUUCCAUCUUUUACGAAUCCAAUGUCAAAAAUCAUCCCAUAUAUUCUGCAAAGGACUGAUCAGGAUUCCGCUGUUGAUAUUGAUUACAUUACCUUCAUGAUAUUUAUUUCUAUGUACUUUAGGCUAAUUCCGUGCUAUUUAUCAUUUGUUUGUUGUGCGUUUUUCUUCUUAUUUUAUAAAAAAUAUCCAGUGAUGAGCUCGUAAACAAUGACUUGAAAUGAAGUUUCUCAAAACCUCAAAAAUUCCUUUGAGGUUGUUGUACUGUUAACUUAUUGUAUUAUUCAUUAUACUGGUUGGGAAGUCAGUAGUUCAUAUUUAUUAGACCAAGUUCUCAUUGAAAUGUCGUGUUCAGUCCAAGUGUCUAGCUAUCAGGUGUUCAAUUUCUGGAGUGGCGAAAACUCUUGAGAAGUUACUUCUAAUUCAAAUUUAUGUUAUCUUGUAAUUGAGAUUACCUUUAUUCUAGAAUUCUAUAAUUUCUUAUAAAAAGCUACUAGAUUGUGUUAUCUUACUAGAUACCUAAAACAGAUUGUAAUGUAGCAAAAGUUGUCAUUAUUUUAUCCAUGCAGGACAAACUUUAUGAUUAAUCUCUGUCCUCUUUAACUGAGAGAAUAUUUUAUUGUUCAAUGAUAGUUGAGCUAUAAAGUUGUUGAUCAACGCUGUACCAAUAUUUUUGUAUUGUGUUUUUCUUGUAUUUCAUUAUGUGAUUCAUUCAAAAACUGUUGAGUUGAAAAAGAAUAAUAUAUUGAUUUGAUUUUAAAUUA
This is a messenger RNA of Nilaparvata lugens (brown planthopper), 2135 nucleotides long. Its product is annotated as la protein homolog. Gene Ontology annotation, molecular function: RNA binding. The transcript is spliced from 10 exons. NCBI's taxonomy places the organism in Eukaryota, Metazoa, Arthropoda, Insecta, Hemiptera, Delphacidae. Gene Ontology annotation, cellular component: cytosol; nucleus; ribonucleoprotein complex. The record is from RefSeq and is a predicted model, not a curated record. The coding region runs from base 159 to 1370 and encodes 403 amino acids. Gene Ontology annotation, biological process: RNA processing; positive regulation of translation.